ACUUCCUACGGGCUGAUCAGUCGUGCGUAGCACUCGGCACGCGUUGCGUCUUUUCGUUUGUUUCUCUUGGACUUUUUAAGGAUCGCAUCGUUUUCAUCCACCCGCUUGUACUCUUCCUUUCUCUCGCUUCGCUUUGCCUCUUCUCCAUUUUCCUUUUUGCUCUUUCUUCCUUCCUCGCUCUUACUGUCGCACCCCUUUCUUCCUCUUAUCCUUCGUUCUUUGUUUCCCCCAUAUUUCUUGCUCCCCUCUUCUCUGCCGCCGUACCUGUCUUCUAUUUUCAUCCUUUUCUGUUUCCCUUUCUGUUUAACACAUCUAACUCCAUUCAACCUUUCGAUGCUCCGAGAAUUAGAAUAACACGGAUUUGUCGUUCCGAGUGAAAGUCGUGCUUUUCGUUGCAACGGAUCCGAAUGCCGCAAGUGAAGUCUAUUCGCCAACAUCCAUGUUGAUUUUAGUGUAAACUUGACGCCUGGUGUUGCUGCCCUCAAGGUGUAGAGAUUUUAAAAGUUAUCACUGUUUCGAGUUGGGUGGUCUGCUUUUUUGAACUUCGAUUGGGCUACCGAACAUAAUCAAGGAAACUGUGUACAUCAUACGUGAUACGAGUGAUUCAGUGAAUGAAUUAUUGCGCGUGCUUCCUGGUUUCGUUUUCGACAAAUAAAGUUUCUCUGCGAUACGGGUAAUAUCUGUUCGAGCCUUGGAGACGUGUGUUCCGACUCACCACGUGUCGCUUUCUACAACGAACAACGAAUAACAGAGAACAAACUCGUGAGUUUCAACCGCCAACCCUACAUCUUCUUACCUUGCGUCUUCGUGACUGAAUGUUCGAUUCACGUGACUCUUCUGCUGCUAUCGAUGCCGAGAUCGUUACUGGACAACGUUACCAUCAUACUCUCGAACGUUUUCUCCCCUUGCACCAGCUACCUUUGACUCGAUGCAAGUGGCACUCCUACGGAAGGAACGAGGAUCGAUAUUUACAAGAUCUCGGCCGCUUCAGAUUCAGUCGUUCGUCAUCGAGCGUUCACAAUGGCCGUUCGUUUAUGACGAAUCCAGCGCGUAUAAGAAGCGACGAGCAAAGCGGCGGAACGGCAGCGGUGUCGUCCGGAAUCGAAGGCCGGAGAAGCAGCGGCGAGAGCGUGCCAGUGCCGGUGCCGGUAUCGGUGCCGGUGCUCGUGCCUCUCGACGGACCGAGGAAACAGGGACGAGAGACUACGUUUCCUUUCUGCCAGGUGCGCUCGUAUCCCCAUCCAAAGUGGCUAAGAGCGUAAGUCCUCAUCGAGUGCACCAGGAGUGCUCGAGCGGAGGGGAGGUGCAGGUACAGGUGCAGCAGGAGAGACGAGCACCGAGGCGCAUGCCUUACCUGGGGCCUGAUAUGACAACCCGGCUAUCCGCCAUGUUUUACACGGUUGAAGUCGGGGACACCAGAUUCACCAUUCUCAAGCGGUAUCAAAACCUAAAGCCAAUCGGUUCCGGGGCACAGGGGAUCGUUUGCGCGGCGUACGACACGGUGACCGCGCAAAAUGUCGCGAUCAAGAAACUCUCCAGACCUUUUCAGAACGUGACGCACGCGAAGAGAGCUUACAGGGAAUUCAAACUUAUGAAGCUGGUCAAUCAUAAAAACAUAAUCGGUUUGUUGAACGCGUUCACACCGCAACGGUCGUUGGAUGAGUUUCAAGACGUGUACUUGGUGAUGGAGCUUAUGGACGCGAACCUGUGCCAGGUGAUUCAGAUGGAUCUGGAUCACGAGCGUAUGUCCUACCUGCUUUAUCAGAUGCUGUGCGGCAUCAAGCACUUACACUCGGCCGGUAUCAUUCACAGGGAUUUGAAGCCGAGCAAUAUCGUGGUAAAGGCAGACUGUACGCUGAAAAUUCUCGACUUUGGUCUGGCUAGGACCGCUGGGACAACCUUCAUGAUGACGCCGUACGUGGUGACGCGAUACUACAGGGCGCCGGAGGUGAUCCUCGGGAUGGGAUACAAGGAGAACGUGGACAUUUGGUCGGUCGGAUGCAUAAUGGGCGAAAUGAUUCGGGGUGGUGUGCUGUUUCCCGGCACGGAUCACAUCGACCAGUGGAACAAGAUAAUCGAGCAACUGGGAACACCGGCGCAGGAAUUCAUGCAGCGGCUGCAGCCAACGGUCAGGAAUUACGUUGAGAACAGGCCGCGGUAUCCGGGAUAUCCGUUCGACAGGUUAUUCCCGGACGUUCUGUUUCCAUCGGACUCGUCGGAGCACAACCGAUUGAAAGCCAGCCAAGCCAGGGAUCUAUUGUCGCGCAUGCUCGUGAUCGACCCCGAGCGACGCAUCUCCGUUGACGAUGCUUUGCUGCACAAUUACAUAAACGUGUGGUACGACGAGGGCGAAGUCAAUGCCCCUGCACCAGGCCCCUAUGACCAUAGCGUGGACGAGAGGGAACACACGGUGGACCAGUGGAAAGAGCUGAUUUACCAGGAGGUGAUGGAGUACGAGACGAGCCACAAUCCGGCGACGGUGGCUCAAACGUCCGAGAGUGGUGAUUCUCGGUAGACACGCAAGAACCUUACCACCUUUCGCGUCAGGGGCGCACCUAGACUGUCCGAUCUAUUAUACGUACAUAUAUAUACACACGCGUGCGCGAACACCUACCCGCCCACGCACAUACACGUACACAGGCCCACGACAUAUUACGACAGAUGCGUGUGUAUAUGUAUGCAUGUAUGUAUGAAUAUAUAUACAUAUACAUACAUAUACAAAUAUAUAUAUAUAUAUAUAUAUAUAUAUACAUAUAUACAUAUAUAUAUAUAUAUAUAUAUAUAUUUAUAUAUAUAUAUUCGCGGAAAUGUAAAGAAAGGAAGCGACGAUUAGGAACAGUUUCACGUCCAUGGAAAAGACGUACGUUAAACGAAGAGCCGUUUUCGUUCGAGACAAAGAAGAUCGCGGAACGAAUGAAACCAGGAUAGAAAAGGAAAGUGCGAGAGAGAGAGAGAGAGAGAGAGAGAGAGAGAGAAUGUGUGUGUACGCGUGUGAGAGGACGAGAGCGAGAUCGAGCACGACCGAGCAGGAGUGUGUGCGAGAAGCAAGGAGAGAAAAUGUGAGAUGGAGCGAAAGGUAAAAUGGUAAAGCGCUUAUUUGCGAGGAAAGAGCGAAAAGGAAAGAAAAUAGUCGGCAACAGAGAGAGAAAUAUGUCGUUCGCGCGGACGUACGAGGCAUAACGAGCGCGCGUUUGCGAAAACGUAUAUGCGAUAGGAAUCCCUGCAACAACCAAAGCAUCGACGCGAUUCGGAGGUCCGCCAACGAACGCGUUCACUCGACAAACAGGAUACAUAUGUACCGCGCGACGUUCGUCGUUGUUCUCGCUCGGUCUUCUUGUUCCGCUUUCCGAGCGUAUCUCCUUUGUGCGGGAAACGCGCAUUCGUUCGCAACGAACGUUCUCCGCGAUCGAGCUUACAAUUAGUUGAAAAGCUUGCAACACACGCGUCGCCGAUCGAUCCAGAACUCUGGAAUAUCCCGUUUUCCAAACCGACCUAACGCAACUGGUUUGUUGUAUCUGGUCGCGUCUCACGUGCUCCAGUCGCGUCUCACGUGGUCCGGUCGCGUCGCGAACCAAACCGAACGAGAGUUCUAUGCUCCUUCGCCUUUUUUUGUCCUCUUGUUUCUUCCUCGUUGUCCUUUUCACCUACCACACUUACUUUCUUCUUUCGCUCUUCUACGAUCAGAAAUCAGACAAUUGGUUUAAACGAAAAUAUGCCGAUGAAAACGAUAAACUGCCGAAAAGAUUUAUCUUAGUUCGCGAUCGUGCCGCGCAUCUUUUCAUUACUGCCAUCGUAUCGAACGAGCCGCUCUUUUUUCUCCCUGAUCGCGCGCGAUCGAUUCGUCGACCCGUCGCGUUUGUUGCAGCGAACGUGCAACGAAACGCGAUGACGAUUGAUUUUCUCCGGAGCAGCAUCUUUGUACUCGCGUGUCUGUUAGAUGAUCGAGGAAAACUCGUCGCGACGUUGGUUCGCGGCAAUAACGACGCGCGGGCAACACGCGGAUGGAACGCGAUAAAAGCGUACUUGAAUGAUUCGAAGAAAGUGACGUACGAUGAGAGAGUGAUAGAGGGGGGAGGGGGGGGAGGCAACGAGUAAGUAAGUCACAUAGUCGAUCGAAACGAAUACAAUUUUCUACGUAAUUCCAAAAGCGUCCAAAGUACAGGGUGUCGCUGAAUACAAGAGCUCGAGCAUUCCCUUUUCAAAAUCCGAAUUUCGAUUUACCGUGAUUACGCGUUUAAUCGUCGAGCGAGAACAUUGUGUGUAUUUUUAUAUGCGACUCGAAAUGCGUGCUUUUGUCUCAUCGUUUUCGUGCGCUCGUACGCCACCGAUAUUUUAUAACGUUAACUUUGUAAGAUGGAAAGCCGAGAAAGAACACGAAGAGAAAGCGAAGGGAUCCAGCGAUACCUAAAAUAAGCAUCGUCGAGCACGACAAGGCCACAGUCGAAUCCGUUUCUUCGAAAACUGAAAGUGCAAUGUCGCGGCGAUUGAUCCUCGAGUAGCGCGACGAUGUUAUCCGCGGUUAUACUUGUCGAUUGUAUUUAGCUAGAUAGUUCCUUAGGUAAAAACUCGUUUUCCUUGUGCAAUCGUACGAUCGUCGUGCCAUUGGACGACGACGAAUGCCGUCGCGAUGACAA
Molecule: messenger RNA, 4634 nt
Organism: Bombus terrestris (buff-tailed bumblebee)
Lineage: Eukaryota; Metazoa; Arthropoda; Insecta; Hymenoptera; Apidae
Gene: bsk
Product: JNK MAP kinase basket
Exons: 10
Coding region: 929-2515 (528 amino acids)
Biological process (GO): JNK cascade; protein phosphorylation
Cellular component (GO): nucleus; cytoplasm
Molecular function (GO): ATP binding; JUN kinase activity
Source: RefSeq, a predicted model, not a curated record